AUGGGACAUUCAGCAAUGCUACUGGGAUUUACCUGGUUAGUUAUGAUCAAUAGUAUUGGAUUCGCUGCGGUCUUGCCGAUGAACCACAUUAUAGAGAACUCAAUUUCAGAUGAAUCGACAUUUAGAGCAGGUAGUGAAAAAAAUACAGCAAAAUAUGAACUUAAAGAUUGGGUAAUGGUAAAAGCAACGCCUUCAGACCCUAUUCGAGUUCCUCCAGGUGGCAGGGUUGAACUUGAAUGUACGGUUUUCGGUAGCCCUGUGCCUCAAGCACAAUGGAAUCGUGGAAUACAACUCAAUCAGAUUACAUUAGGUCCAAACGAAUUUGAAGAUUCUGGUGAAUUUCAAAGUGUCGGUAAAGUUACAGUAAGACAUGUAAUUGACUGUAUCCAACCACAUCACCAAGGUGUUUAUACGUGUAGUGGUCAAGCAAGAGAUCAGACAAUGGCAAGUGAUCCAGUCGCAAUUUCAAUUGAAGGUAGGCCAGUACAGUGUGCCAGUGGUAAAACUAGAAUUGUAAAGUGGAGUCCAAUCAUAACGCAGAUGAUAGGCUCAACUGUAGUGAUACCUUGCGUGGUAACAGACACUGCACCGUACAGACAAUAUUGGAAAGACAACUUUGGUAACAUAAUAGACACUGAAAACGAUUCAAGGCGCAAAUUGGGUCCCGAAGGAGAGCUAAUUUUGAACAACUUAAGCUGGUCAGACAUGGGUGAAUAUACUUGUGUUGCGGAAAAUGCUAUUAGCCGAGAUAACACGUCUACGUUCCUGUAUCCAAUGCUACCUAAUGUUUAG
This is a messenger RNA of Macrosiphum euphorbiae (potato aphid), 792 nucleotides long. The record is from the annotation of a GenBank genome assembly. NCBI's taxonomy places the organism in Eukaryota, Metazoa, Arthropoda, Insecta, Hemiptera, Aphididae.